Messenger RNA from Maudiozyma saulgeensis, 633 nucleotides. The record is from the annotation of a GenBank genome assembly. Lineage: Eukaryota; Fungi; Ascomycota; Saccharomycetes; Saccharomycetales; Saccharomycetaceae.
AUGGGUGCCGUCGAAACACAAGAUCUACAGAAGAGAAUUGAGGCUUUGGAAACGUUGGUCAAGAAGCAAAAUGUUUUAAUUGGAAAGACUGGGAAGGGUAUGCUGGAGAUGCAGAUUGAAAAGCAAAAAUCAGAUCUAUCGAAAUACUCUGGUAGUAAGAAAGGUGGUUUGGAUUCCGGAGAUGUUGCUACCAAUGAAGAUUUAGUACAAUUGGUUGCUGAACUACAGGGAGAAUUAAAUAAUAUCGAAGAAAGAUCUAUCAGAAGGAUGGCAAAUUCAGGAAAAUCUAAAUCAACUGAUAGUAUUGCACCUCUAUUGAACGCAGACGGAGAUGUACCAACAGUAAAGGAUUCCUGGUUCCCUGGAACUGUAGGUGAAUUUGAAAAAUUAUCUGAUAUUGAACUGUUUAGAUUGGCCAAAUUUUAUGAAAGGGUUCCAUUGAGUGGUAAAGAACAUGAAAAAUAUGAGCAAUAUUUGGAAGGUAAGCUUGAAACUAUGAAAAUUACUGAUACUAAUGAUGAGGAUCUAGCCACACAAAUCAAGAAUUAUUCACCAGACCAAAUCGAUGACAUUUUUAAUGAUGUUUCAAGAUAUCUGGGAUUACCUACAAGAAGAGGUGUAUAUGAAUGGUAA